CCGACUCGGGCGGCAGCGCGGAGAAGAGCGCGGGCGGAGGGCGCGGACAGAUCGGGCGCACACACCAUGGCCUCCAAGUGCCCCAAGUGCGACAAGACCGUGUACUUCGCUGAGAAAGUGAGCUCUCUGGGCAAGGAUUGGCACAAGUUCUGCCUCAAGUGUGAGCGCUGCAACAAGACGCUGACCCCGGGGGGCCAUGCUGAGCAUGACGGGAAGCCCUUCUGCCACAAACCCUGCUACGCCACACUGUUUGGACCCAAAGGCGUGAAUAUUGGGGGUGCUGGCUCCUACAUCUAUGAGAAGCCCCUGGCUGAGGGCCCUCAGGUCACCGGCCCCAUCGAGGUGCCAGUGGUCCGAGCUGAGGAGCGGAAGGCCAGCGGUCCCACUAAGGGGCCCAGCAGAGCCUCCAGCGUGACCACGUUCACUGGGGAGCCCAACAUGUGUCCUCGCUGCAACAAAAGGGUCUACUUUGCCGAGAAGGUGACAUCUCUGGGCAAGGACUGGCACCGGCCCUGUCUGCGCUGCGAGCGCUGCUCAAAGACGCUGACCCCAGGCGGGCAUGCGGAGCAUGACGGCCAGCCUUACUGCCACAAGCCCUGCUAUGGCAUACUGUUUGGACCCAAGGGAGUGAACACCGGGGCUGUGGGCAGCUACAUCUAUGACAGGGACCCGGAAGGCACGGUUCAGCCCUAGGCCACAGCCCCUCAGAGGGGCAGGGCCUUUCUGCCUUCUGCUGGACCCUGCCCCAGGCCCCCUCCUUGGCUCUGUGGGGGACAGUGGUCUGCUGCCAGUCCUGCCUCAGUGCAUCCUGCCGCCAGCCCCAGGCCUGAGUGUUGGAGCGGAGCCUGAGUGGUGGUUCCCAGAGCAGCGCCCAUGUCCAGCCCUGUUCUUGGUGUGUCAGACCCUCAUGGUGCCUCGUGUGUUACUCACUGCCCCCUCCAUUGCUGAGUGUGUCCCCAUGCCCAGCAUUCUCUGUGUGUCUGUCCCUAUGUGUCCCCAAGUCCCUGGUGCUCUCUGAGGAAGCUGUGUUGCUCCCUACUUACUGCCCAUUCCUGCCCACCAGUAUUAUUUAUGCUCCAGCUUGCCGGUGAUGGCCACAAGCUCACGGUGUCCUUAGGGCAGGGCAGAGCCCUGCCAGGAACCCUCUGCCUGGCUCCCACACUGCCCGCUCACCCACUUCUCUCAUGGCUCUCACUUAGCUGCUAAGACUUUUGCUGUCAAUAAAAGGU
This is a messenger RNA of Urocitellus parryii (Arctic ground squirrel), 1229 nucleotides long. RefSeq names its product cysteine rich protein 2 (gene Crip2). NCBI's taxonomy places the organism in Eukaryota, Metazoa, Chordata, Mammalia, Rodentia, Sciuridae. The record is from RefSeq and is a predicted model, not a curated record.